This is a messenger RNA of Oncorhynchus gorbuscha (pink salmon), 3403 nucleotides long. Its product is annotated as zinc finger protein 385A-like. Gene Ontology annotation, cellular component: nucleus. Lineage: Eukaryota; Metazoa; Chordata; Actinopteri; Salmoniformes; Salmonidae. The record is from RefSeq and is a predicted model, not a curated record. The transcript has 8 exons. The coding region runs from base 180 to 1514 and encodes 444 amino acids. Gene Ontology annotation, molecular function: zinc ion binding; nucleic acid binding.
GACAGACAGACAGACAGACAGACAGUUGGACAAAUCCUCCAUAAUUGAAAAGUUUUUCCUCUAGAAGUAAAGAAUAGCAUUUCAGAGAAAGAGGAUAAACGUCAUAGGCAGGAGAGAGGAUCCUUAAACAGAGCAUCUAAACUGGAAUUGUCGGGGGGAGAGUGGAAGGGUACUACAGGAUGCUUCUGGGCAGCAUGAACCGUCCAGGGGUGGUCCCUGCCUUCUUCAGGACCCCCACAGUGAUCCCACCCCCCCUGGACAUGAAACAGUUCCUGCAGUUCCCAAUGGACACAGCUCCACCACAACACAGCAUGGGCCUCUUCCACAACUUCAACACCAACAGUUACUCAACAAUGGACCCGGUACAGAAGGCAGUGAUGAACCACACCUUCGGCCCCCCCAUGAUGAAGACCAAACGACCCAUCAUCUCCUGCAAUGUCUGCCAGAUCCGCUUCAACUCAGAAAGUCAGGCAGAGGCCCACUAUAAGGGGAACCGCCAUGCUCGGAGGGUAAAAGGCAUUGAGACCUCCAAGACUCGCCCCCAGGAGGGUGACAAGCUGACCACUCUCCCCACAGCCGCCCCCUCUCCACCAGGCCCCUCACCAUCCAGCCCAGGCCCUAACCCUAGCAAACAGGAUGACGUCCAGUCCCGCCCACAUUCAAACGGCUCAGACAUGACACCCAGCCCCAUCCCCAUGUCGGUCCAAGACACCUCCCUGCUCCCUGUGUGUCCAUCCCUGCCCCCUUUGAGUACACCUAUGCCCACCACCUCCACCUCCAUCCCCUCCCCGGCCCUUUGUGCCCCCCAGGUGGACACCCCCAUGGCGGGCCCCCCUGACACCCUGACCCUGGCCCCCAGCCUCUUGUCAGGGGAGUCUGAGGAGGACAAGGCCAAGAAGCUGCUCUACUGCUCACUGUGCAAAGUGGCCGUCAACUCCCUCUCUCAGCUAGAGGCGCACAACAAAGGUACCAAACACAAAACCAUCCUGGAGGCAUGGAGUGGGCUGGGCCCCAUAAAAACGUACCCUCGGCUGGGCCCUAACCUGAGCCCAGACCAGGCAGGGGGGCUGCCCUCGGACCACAACACUCAGGAACGCACCUUCCACUGUGAGAUCUGCAACGUGAGAGUGAAAUCUGAGCUGCAGCUCAAACAGCAUAUAUCCAGUCGAAGGCAUCGGGAUGGAGUCGCAGGGAAGCCCAAUCCCCUCCUUAGCCGGCAUAAGAAUCGCACAGACUUUGUGUCAUCCUUGACCUUCUCAAAGGAAUUUCCAAAAACUCUGGGCCAUGGACUGUUUCCUAACCCCCUGGCUGUUGCCGCGGCGAUGGCAGCCGCUGCCUCCUCCAAUCAGCUGGCUCAGCUGCGUGCCCCUGGUCCCAUUUCUCACACUCAGAACUACCAUCCCCACCACCACCUCUUACAGGGCACACUACAAGGCACGCACCUCAGCCUCCUAAGGCCCGCCCCUGGGCCUAUGCGCACCACCCAUGGGCCAAUCCUCUUCUCCCCUUAUUGACGGUGAUGGGAUGGGGCACUAUCAGGAAGGAGCACACUGUGAAGUAAAACAGGAAAAACCAUUGAUAGAUAAUAAACAGAUGUUAAAACUUAAAUAUUUGAAAUAGGAAAGACUAUGCCUUUUCCUCUCUACCCUUCUACCCUUUUUUGUUUAAUAAAUUCCAAAGCAAAGGAUGGACAUCUUGCAGACAUUUUAAAGAGGAAGGAUGCAUGACAGACUAAGAUGGACUUUUUGUCAAUGCUUUCCCUCCGUUAACCCUCCUCUAACCUUCCGUUAAAAAUAUUUGUACAGGUCAAACUUGUAUCCUGGCUGAGGGUGACUCAGUAGACUGAGUGUUCUAUUUCCUCCACAUCUCUGCAUUUCUGGUUCAGUGAACUCCCACCCAAAACCAUCUGCAAUAUACGUUGCAUACUGCAAAACCCUGUUGGGGUGUUCAAUAAUCCAAGUGCAGUACCUAUCUACAGGUGUAGGAUCUCAAUUGUAUCAACCUGUUGCAGAAAAUUUGUAGUGUAUUUGAGUCCUAAAAAGGCCUAUGGGGUUUGUCAUUUCCACUUUGAAAUUUCAGACUUGACUUUCCCUUAUUAAAAUGGAUCGACCCCCACAAAAAUGUCCAUUAAUUAUAAUCCACAUAAUAAUUCACAUUUCCUGUUGCUGCAGGAUUAUUUCCUGCUGUAGCAAACUGGAUAAAAUGAAGAUCCUACAUCUGUACCCCACUCUGUAGUUCCAGGUUCUAGAUUAGGUGCCUGCUCUGCAGAUCCAGGCACAAGGUACAUUGUACUGUAUGUUUCCAGGUUCUAGAUAUAUGUUCUAGUGUUGUGUUGAGGAUAAUAGAUGUUAGUCUCUAUAUCCUCUGUUGUCAGAUCAGGUGAGAGAGAGAGAGAGAAGUGAAGGAAGCAAGGAAGGAAUAGAGAAACCCCACUGUGACUCAAGGCAGAAAUGUGUACUGAAUGCACCAAGGUAGAGCUAAAUGUUUUUAAGAAAUCUGAAUAAGAUAUUUUAAGAAAUGUGAAUGAAUGCAAUGAAAAAUGAUGGACUUGUGAUAAACCAUUUAUUUAACUGUUGUUUUCUUAGCAUACCUCCUCUUUCAGUCUUAUUGUCUGUAAGAAGUCAGAGAGAAAGGGAGAGUGGGACAUGUUACGGACUGGAACUGUUACGAGAAGUCAAUUAGUUCCUUUGAGCAUUCUUCCAGUUUCUGCCCUUGUCUUAUAUUUUUGUAUGUCUGGUGUCAAAGUGUUGUGUUUCUGUGUGUGUGCGUGUGUGUGUAUUCUGGAGAUAGGUAGAGAUGGAUGAAGCACGCCAUUAUGCCUCAAUGGUGACCCCUUUCAUUCAAACUGGAAACUACUCAGCGAGACAGCUAAUUUUAGAACCUUUACUCAAAACGUAAGUAUGUCUGCACAGUCCCAACAAAGUGUAGUAUUAGGGUGUUAAGGGAAUUGUUUCUACACAGUUAACAACAGGGGGAAGCUUAGGGAUAUCUGAUGGCACCAGCCUCUUCUAGUGAGAACACAAGGGCGGUGGGUUCUCCCUUCCAGGAGUGAUUGCUGACCUGUGACCCUAUACCCAGAUGGUAGCAUGUUGAGUGUGGUGUGAGUGAGAAACACUGUGAUGGAUGUUUGAAGUGAAGAAGUAGGACACGUUUGUUACAGUUCACAAAGGGGAAAUUAAUAUGAACCUGUAUUUUCUCUCACAUGCUCAUCACAAGCAGCGAUGUGAGUGAUAGUAGUAUAAUAUGAGAUAUCAAGCCAAAAUUUCCUCCAGAGUAAUGAAAUGAAUCACAUAUUUCCACUUUAAGAGGAGACCGUUGUCCUAUUCUGCCUCAUGUACACUACCGGUCAAACGUUGUAGAACACCAAUUAAUUUAAGAGAUUUUCUUUAUUUUUACUAUUUUC